AUGUCCGCUUGUGCAAAAAGCUCGGAGAAUGAAAACAGCUCUAUCGCAGGUGGUGACCGCACGACAAAGAGCAAAGUUCUCGAGACAGGGGCUGGUCUAGUCCAGGACUUUACACCCGUCAAGCAGAUUUGCGCUCAUCUAAACGCAUUCCACGUCUACGCCAACGACCGAACUCGAUGCGUUGAAGCUAACCAUUAUUGCACGCAUUUAACCGAAGAUGUGCGACAGUGCUUGAUCUAUGACUCUCCGGAUGCCAAAGCUCGCCUGAUCGGCGUCGAGUAUAUGGUCUCACCACGCGUCUUCAAGACCCUUCCAGCCGAAGAGCGCAAGUUGUGGCACACUCACGAAUUUGAAGUCAAAAGCGGCAUGCUCAUCAUGCCGGCACCGGCAUCUAUGCCCAACGCGGCAUGGGAGGCAGCGGAGACGGCGGAAAUGGAGGAUGUUGCGCCGAUUUAUGGAAAGACGUACCAUUUCUGGCAAGUUGACCGUGGAGACGUGGUUCCUAUGGGACCCCCACAGUUGAUGGGGAGUUUCGGGUCGGAAGAUGAUGUGAAGAAGGCGUGUCCAGGUGGACUUGACGAAUUGCUUCGGGAACGGGAUGAGCGGUUUGGGGUGGAUUAUAAGGUGAAGGCGAAGAAGCGGGAAGGUAUUGCGGCUGUUGACAAGCACCCAGACGCAGACACAAUGUGA
Penicillium pulvis is the source of this 690-nucleotide messenger RNA. RefSeq names its product OBAP family protein. NCBI's taxonomy places the organism in Eukaryota, Fungi, Ascomycota, Eurotiomycetes, Eurotiales, Aspergillaceae. The transcript is spliced from 3 exons. The record is from RefSeq and is a predicted model, not a curated record. The coding region runs from base 1 to 690 and encodes 229 amino acids.